Molecule: messenger RNA, 2116 nt
Organism: Pistacia vera
Lineage: Eukaryota; Viridiplantae; Streptophyta; Magnoliopsida; Sapindales; Anacardiaceae
Product: probable serine/threonine-protein kinase PBL23
Exons: 8
Coding region: 49-2019 (656 amino acids)
Biological process (GO): protein phosphorylation
Cellular component (GO): plasma membrane
Molecular function (GO): ATP binding; protein kinase activity
Source: RefSeq, a predicted model, not a curated record
UCUUCGAUCUUCCCAGUGGGAUACAAGAUCAAAGUGGAUCCAAGAUCAAUGUUUGGAACGAACCAGAAAAUCAUUACGGAAGAAAUUUCCAAGAAGAGAGAAGAGUAUUAUAAGAAUGAGGAGAUUAUGAAUAUUAAGAGGCAAUGCGAAACAGAAAAGAUUGAAUUUCAUGUGGAGGUUCGUGCAGGACCCUCUCUGAAGAUGAUUGCUGUGAAAGCUGUCAAAAAAUUUAAUGCGACAUCUGUGAUACUUGAUAGGCACAUAAAGAAGGACAAGAGAUACUUCUUGGAGAAGCUGUCAUGCAGAAUAUUAAGGAUGAAAAGGGAUAACUCUGUGGAACAGUUAAGAGGACCAAAACCAGAAUCAGGAAACACAAAAUCUCAGGAUGAUGCUCACCUCGUAACAUAUGAUGAAAUGAUUCCAGAAAUGAUUUCAGCAACUCCACGCACUGCUUUUUCUCCUAAAAAUUCUCAAAAUCCUGAUAAGACUAAUUUAGUUGAAGAACAAGGAUGUGAAGAUCGUGGGGAACCCCCGUGGCAGAACAAUGGAAAAUCUUCAUUCUCUAAGUCCUCUGCAGGUGGGCAACUCUCCACAAUGACUACAGCAUCAAACACUGAAGCUUCAAGACGUUCUGUUUCUGCUAUACAUCUUCAAGAGGAAGAAGAAUACCUUAUAAGCUUUGCAAAAGAAAUAGUUGAUGAUCAAGAAAAUGCUGAUCAAAACAAGAGUCUGGGAGAAAUUUAUAGCACAAAAACCCCAGAUGAAAAAAGAGGUUGGAUUAUGGGAUGGAGUCCAAAAUAUGAAGAAUUUCAAAACUCAAGUUGCUCACAUUGCGGCAAUACAAGACCAAAAAUAAGAUGCAGGAGAGACUUCAGCUAUGCCGAACUCCACGGUGCUACCAAGGGAUUUUCGGGGGAGAACUAUCUAUCAGAAGGAGGGUUUGGUUCUGUGUUCAAAGGAGAGAUAGAUGGGGUGAAGAUUGCUGUGAAGCAACACAAAAAUGCCAGCCACCAGGGGGAGAAGGAGUUCAAGUCUGAAGUUCAGGUUUUGACCAAAGCUAGACAUGAGAAUUUGGUGAUGUUGUUGGGGUCUUGUGCAGAAGGAAGUCACAGACUGCUUGUUUAUGAAUACGUCUGUAAUGGUUCACUAGAUCAACAUCUACCAAAGCACGCCCGAGUAGUUCUCAGUUGGGAGAACAGGUUGAAUAUAGCAGUGGGAGCUGCCAAAGCAUUACAAUACCUCCAUGAAAACAACAUCAUCCACAGAGAUAUGAGGCCAAACAACAUUCUUGUCACCCAUGAUUAUGAACCGCUGCUGGGAGAUUUUGGUCUUGCAAGAACUACUCAAUGUGGAGACUCGGAUAACUCCUCAGAGACUAGAGUUGUAGGAACUCUAGGAUACUUGGCACCAGAAUAUGCAGAAUAUGGGAGAGUGUCAACAAAAACAGAUGUUUAUUCCUUUGGAGUGGUAUUGUUACAGCUAAUUACUGGACUCAAGACUACAGAUAAAAAGCUUGAAGAGAAAAGUCUUGUGGGGUGGGCAAGGCCACUAUUAAAAGAAAAGAACUACCCAGAUUUAAUUGACCCCAGGAUCCCAGAUUUGCAUGAAGUUCAUCAACUCCUCUGGAUGGUUCGACUGGUGGAAAAAUGUUUAAGCAAGGAUCCUGAAAAGAGACCACCUAUGGAUGGCGUGGUUGAGGCUUUAAAUUUCAUAAUAAAAGGCGUAGCAACUUGUAAUAUAAGAGGGCUCUCUCCAGCACCUUCCGAUUCUGGAAGUAGCUUGGCGGACUCGUCUGAUUCACCGUCACAGCUGGAGGAUGAUGAAACCUUUAGUGUGGAAAGCACAGCAAUAAGCAGCGGCAGCAGCUCGAGCCAGAUGAGUUUUAUAACAAGACACCCACCAACGCCACCGAUGAGAUUAGCUAGUCAAAUAUUUUACCCUUCUCCUCCAUUGCAAUCACAUGCAGUUUCAUCACCAAGAUCAAGCGAAAAAUAUCAUAACAAGAAGAGAGAAAAGUAGAGGUGUAGCAGUACUUUACAGUGAGAUGGUGGAUUAAAGGAAGUAAAACAACGGAUCAGAUAAUCUCUGUAUAAUAUAUUUAAUAUUAUUAGUGCUA